ACCUGAAGGAAUCACAAUCUAAAUGAAUCCUAGUUAUUACAUCAUAAAACCUGACUCAUACUGGUCUGUGUGUUUCUGUCCCAGGUUCCUGCCAACACAUCUUCAUCUUCAUCAUCAGGGAGACGCCAUGAGGCAGCUCAAAGGCAAACCUAAGAAAGAGACCUCCAAGGACAAGAAGGAGCGGAAGCAGGCCAUGCAGGAGGCGCGGCAGCAGGUGGCCACGGUGGUGCUGCCCACGCUGGCCGUGCUGGUGCUCAUCAUCGUGGUCUUUGUGUACGUGGCCACGCGGCCCGGGGCCAUGGAGUAGACCCCCCAGGGCCAUGGAGUAGACCCCCCAGGGCCAUGGAUUAGACCCCAGACUGUGGAAGGACAUGAACUCCUGCCCUCACCAGUGUGUCCACACCUAGGACCCCUGAGCCCUGGGACCCCCCCCCCCCACUAAGGACCCCUGAGGCCUGGGACAACCCCUCCCCACACACACACACACACACUAAGGACCCCUGAGCCCUGGACAACCCCCCCACCACCACCACCUUGGGACCCCUGAGCCCUGGGACCGGCCCCUCCCCUCCCCACUUGUCCACCACUUGUCUUAACUGAAGCCUCCUCCAAAGAGCACCGCUUUGCUUUAAGCAGAAUGAGCUGCAAAACAAACCCCAGAAGAAUCAAACUAACCUACAAACAGCCCCCCCCCCCCCCCCCCCGUGCCUUCAGAAGACCCACGUCCUCGUCUCAGAUCAGCGUCAGUUCUGAUGAGGUCGUACAAAGUGAUGCAAUAUCAGCGUACCAAAGCCUGCCAAAGAUGAGCACAGGUGUCAGCCCUCGUCCAAACAUGUGCACGGUCCAAACCAGGGGUGUCGAACAUGUGGUCCGCGGCCCAAAACCGGCCCGCCAGACGGUCCACUCCGGCCCAUGGGAUGAAUUUGUAAAAUGCAAAACUUACACUUGAGAUGUUAAGGAUCAAACAUGUCAAACUCAUUUUAUUUCAGGGGCCACGUACAGACCAGUAUGAUCUGAAGUGGGUCCAACAAGUCCAGUACUAUUAUUAUUAUUAUUAUUAUUAUUAUAGCCUUUCAUUAAUGACCACUCCAGAUGUUUCUUUUUGACCCCGCCCCCCACAGGGGAGGCAAGGGGUGUUGUUUUUGGUCCAGUUUGUUAAGACUUUAGCAGCAAAAAUAUUGGUUGAAUUGACACCAAACUGGGUUUAUAGAUUUCCAGUGACCCAGAAUAGAUGAGAUUACA
Molecule: messenger RNA, 1242 nt
Organism: Sphaeramia orbicularis (orbiculate cardinalfish)
Lineage: Eukaryota; Metazoa; Chordata; Actinopteri; Kurtiformes; Apogonidae
Gene: smco4
Product: single-pass membrane protein with coiled-coil domains 4
Exons: 1
Coding region: 23-307 (94 amino acids)
Source: RefSeq, a predicted model, not a curated record